AAUUAAAAAAAGAGAAAAGCAACUAGAGAAAAAAAAAAGAGAAGAAAAAAAAACUUGGUUUUAUCUUCUUUGUUAUUAUUAUAUUCACUUCUUCAAUAUCUUGGUUCUUUGAUAUUAUUAUUCGAUUGAGCAAAAAAUGGGAGUUCCAGAGAGAGACCCUCUUGCACAAUUGAGCUUGCCUCCUGGAUUUAGAUUUUAUCCCACUGAUGAGGAGCUUUUGGUUCAGUACCUUUGCCGCAAGGUUGCUGGCCAUCAUUUCUCUCUUCCAAUCAUUGCUGAAGUUGAUUUGUACAAGUUUGAUCCAUGGGUUCUUCCAGGUAAGGCAGCGUUUGGAGAGAAGGAGUGGUACUUCUUCAGUCCAAGAGACAGGAAGUACCCGAAUGGUUCACGACCAAACAGAGUUGCGGGUUCUGGGUAUUGGAAAGCCACUGGAACUGACAAAAUCAUCACCACUGAAGGUAGAAAAGUUGGCAUAAAAAAAGCACUUGUUUUCUACGUUGGCAAAGCACCCAAAGGCUCGAAAACCAAUUGGAUCAUGCACGAGUAUCGCCUUCUCGACUCUUCCCGCAAACACAACCUCGGAACCGCAAAGCUUGAUGAUUGGGUUCUGUGUCGUAUCUAUAAGAAGAACUCAAGUGCGCAAAAGGUUGAGGCAAAUCUUUUGGCUAUGGAAUGUAGCAAUGGGUCAUCACCUUCUUCAUCGUCCCACGUGGACGACAUGCUGGAAUCGUUGCCGGAGAUCGAUGAUCGGUGCUUCACCCUGCCGCGAGUGAACUCAGUCAGAACAAUGCAGCAGCAGGACGAGAAAUUCGGAUUUCAGAACAUGGGAUCCGGGUUUUUCACCGAUUGGGUCAACCCGACGGAUCUUGAUUCAGUUUCCGAAUUUGGGUCGGGUUGCCAAACCCAAGGGAUGGUGAAUUAUGAUUGUAAUGACUUAUUUGUCCCUUCUGUGCCGCCCUUCGGCCACAGCCAUGUAAACUACAUGGUGGGGGCACCACCGUCCGAGGAGGAGGUUCAAAGCGGUGUGAGGACUCAACAGGCCGAUGGGGCCGCAUGUUUUCAGCAGAACCCAAAUGCCCGAUUGUUACCGGGCUCGGGCGACCCAUUUGGGUUUGGGUUCAUCAUGGGUCAGCAAGUUGAGUUCGGGUUUAGGGACUGAAGGAUCUGAUAGUGUUGUUCUGUAAAUAAUUGGGGAUUUUAAUUUAAAUUCUAUGCUCAUUGUUAUGGAAAAUUGCAAUUUUGGUCAUUCUUUUCGGCUAGACACAUACAAUGAAUCGGUAUGAAACUGAGCAAGGAUGACCCAAUGGUGCUUUCACCACAGCACCGCAUGCUGAAAAAUUAAUUGCUUUGCAAGACAUUAUUGGGCUAAAUAUGAAUCACGUUGUACUUCAAAGCAUUACAUAGCAACUAUUUUCCAAAUUUAAGUUUAGUUUAGAGCAUUAGAUAUUGAUAUUUUUAUGUGGUUGGUGUCCCAUGCAUCCUUGUAGACAACCUGAUCAACAAGCAAUGAACCAGCUGUAAAAUUGUCUAGCCUUGCUGAUUGUGAAAAAAGUGAGAUCCACGUGUGAA
Glycine soja is the source of this 1569-nucleotide messenger RNA. RefSeq names its product NAC domain-containing protein 72-like. Gene Ontology annotation, biological process: regulation of DNA-templated transcription. The transcript is spliced from 3 exons. The record is from RefSeq and is a predicted model, not a curated record. Gene Ontology annotation, molecular function: DNA binding. NCBI's taxonomy places the organism in Eukaryota, Viridiplantae, Streptophyta, Magnoliopsida, Fabales, Fabaceae. The coding region runs from base 137 to 1159 and encodes 340 amino acids.